Achroia grisella is the source of this 1509-nucleotide messenger RNA. RefSeq lists its product as uncharacterized. Bases 112 to 1509 code for a protein of 465 amino acids. The record is from RefSeq and is a predicted model, not a curated record. NCBI's taxonomy places the organism in Eukaryota, Metazoa, Arthropoda, Insecta, Lepidoptera, Pyralidae. The transcript has 3 exons. Gene Ontology annotation, molecular function: protein dimerization activity.
GGUCCUUAUUUAUAUAACCUAAAAUUUGUUUUGUAGUAAUUUAAUAGGCGCACGAAACUGAUUAUUUUAUAUAUUCUUUUUAGUGUAAAAGGAGAUAAAAAACAAACGACGAUGUCGACGAUUCAGAAAAAGUUAGAACUGUCGAAUUUACCGAGUCGUGAUCACGAACCCCAACCAUCAACAAGUACAUCGAAAGCACCUGAAUCAGAUACAUUGUUAACAACUCCUUCACCAUCUGAUGUCGAGAGAAUUCCAAUAGUAAUCAGUGGUGAUGGUGAGUUAGAAGAAACCUAUGCACCACUUCCAAAAAAAAGGCAACUUUCAAUUGUACAAUCAAUGGAACGAAAAUACUCUUAUUUGGAUGGAGGAAAAGAUUAUUUGAAACUCUGCAAAUGUUUGCUUUAUUUUAUUUGCGUUGAUAAAAGACCGUUUGACAUUGUGAAAGGGCGUGGGUUUAAAAAAUUGAUGCAUCAAGCGUGUCCAUCAUUUAAAAUUCCUCAUGUAGAUACCCUUAAAGCACAAUUCGAACACUUUUAUAGUGUAAUGCGAGCAUUAGUAAGCAAGGUACGAGACAUUGUAAAAUUUUUCAAGAACAGUGUAAUCCUCAGUGACUCUUUACGUCAAAAACAAACUGGGUCUCAACCUCUCAAACUGAUUUUAGACGUGAAGACUCGGUGGAAUUCCGUCUAUUAUAUGCUACAGAGAUACAUUGAAUUAGCACCAAUAGUUAAUCAAAUUUUGAUGUUAAAUACAAAAGCACCACCCACACCAUCGGCUGUAGAAAUGCAAAAUAUUAAAACAUUGAUUUGUAUUUUGAAACCGCUGGAGUAUGUAACCAAAGAGUUAUCAGGUGAACAGUAUGCAACCAUUAGUAAAAUAAUUCCGAUGGUGAACUGUUUGAAGACGCAGAUUAAUAAUAUACCUAUGGCUGUAGGUGAUGGUGAUGGUCCCCAUGGAAGGGUAAUAGAUACAGUAAAAAAAGAAAUCCUAAAACAGAUAGAACGCCGAUUCGGACAUAUUGAAGAUAAUUAUUUGAUUGCAAUGUCAUGUUUGCUAGAUCCGAGAUUCAAGAAUAUCCAUUUUCAGGACGCUAAAGCUUGUGCAAAGGCAAUUUCUUUACUGAGAAGAUAUAUAACAACGUCUCCUAGUGUUAUCGGCAGCGAUCAUGACAGCGAUUCCUCUCUUGAAACAACUUACGAUUUUUGGAGUCACCACAAGAAAUUAGCUCACAUGAAAAAGCGAUGUAAAACCAGUUCUUCAUCACAGUUUGAAAAUAAGGAUGAAAUAAUUAUUUAUCAACACAGGUUUCGCCACAUGAAAGUUGUUUUCCCAAAAUUAUAUAAAUUGGCACAAGAAUUUUUAUCGAUUCCUGCGACUUCAGUGCUCUCAGAAAGAUUGUUUUCGAAAGCUGGAAGUACAAUUACUAAAACCCGUAACCGCCUAUCGCCAAAAAGGCUCGACGAACUUCUUUUCUUGAGCGAUUGUACCGAGGAGGAAUGGGAUUUAUAA